GAUCGCCAGUCAAGCGAAACAGCUAAAGCAAUGCGCGUUUUCAGUGGAAGCAUGGGGUCGCUGUUCUGUUUCCUCUUAGUGAUAUUUUCAGCGCUUUUGCUAGAAGUGCCUCUCGCUUCAGGCGAAGCAAAACACCAACUGAAACACGAUGUCACGGAUGCAUUUAAGAUGUUUGAGGCCUUGCCUUAUGGCAUUGCCGCGUUUGAUGUGGAUAACGAUGGAGAUCUGGACUGUGCGAUGGUGGUGCGGCAAGAUCUUGAUGAGAACACGAAGACUGCUACUUAUAUGAUGGUGUUGCCGUCCGUGAACGGACGCAAAGCAGAGAACCACACCUACCAUAUGAGUGAAGGAUUAACACCUGACAAGCCUUUCUUCACGAUGGAUGAUGGUGCUGAUGGUGAGCAAACGGCGAAUUUCAUAUAUACCAACUACAAGAAUUGCGCCGUAGUGGAUUUCCCGUUCAACAAGAGAGAAAGCUGCGGUCUAUGGGUCACCAAGGAUGCAAUACACAAUCUCCCGCAGGAAUGCCUUGACCAGUUUGAGGACAACUGCGACAUGGCGGUAGCGGUGUUCGACGACGAAACGUGCAAGGGCGUGUUGGACAACAUCUAACGCACUUCACAUGCAUGUGCAUUUUCUGGAGCGUUUGGUCAUUUGUACCGAACAAUAAAUUGCCCCGUCU
Messenger RNA from Dermacentor silvarum, 682 nucleotides. RefSeq lists its product as uncharacterized. Gene Ontology annotation, molecular function: amine binding. Lineage: Eukaryota; Metazoa; Arthropoda; Arachnida; Ixodida; Ixodidae. The record is from RefSeq and is a predicted model, not a curated record. Gene Ontology annotation, biological process: symbiont-mediated perturbation of host defenses. Bases 31 to 612 code for a protein of 193 amino acids. The transcript has 6 exons.